Messenger RNA from Anopheles stephensi (Asian malaria mosquito), 1678 nucleotides. Its product is annotated as tetraspanin-9. Gene Ontology annotation, cellular component: membrane. NCBI's taxonomy places the organism in Eukaryota, Metazoa, Arthropoda, Insecta, Diptera, Culicidae. The record is from RefSeq and is a predicted model, not a curated record.
UCACGUUCGACCGUUCUCGGGAAAGCACGCAUGCACGAGUGCUUCUUCGUCGUACCGCGUAAAACUUCACCCGGUCUGACUCCAGUUCCCGUGUGCGUCUAGAGCUAUGGGCAGUACAGGCUACACGUGCAUACGGCGGACAUUUUGUUCCUUCAACAUCCUCAUAUGGCUCUGCGGUAGCGGAUUUCUAGCGAUAGGCGUAUGGCUUCACUUUGCCUAUCCAGGGUACGCCACGCUACUGCCCGACCAUGCCGUGCUCAGUGCCGACUGCAUGUUCAUAACGGUCGGCGUGAUCAGCUUCGUGAUUGCGUUCUUCGGCUGCUGUGGAUCUUGGUUCCAGUCGCGCUGUUUCCUCGUCAUUUACUUUACACUGGUGGUCCUGUUGUUCCUCAGUGAGUUCUUGCUCGGUUCGCUGGCUUUUGUGUGCGGAGGCAUCGGGCGUAUGUUGACGCAGGAGCUUAAGUAUGGCAUCGAGAAGCACUACAACGUGUCGGAUCGUGGCGGUUUCCUAACGCCUUCCGUUGCUUCUAUCUGGGACAAUCUUCAGGUCGAUCUACAAUGCUGUGGAGUUUCGUCGUACGAAGAUUGGUACGAUAUCAGUGCAUGGCCCGGCGAGCGAUGGGUGCCACAGUCGUGCUGUCGGUCGCAGUACGGAUCAAUGUUUUCGGAAGGAUCCGGCGAUGAGCUAGCGAACGUCGACUGUCGAAAAGCUGGAAAUCCCGCACUGCUAUGGGAUAAGAGCUGUGGUCAGAUUCUGCAGAUGUGGUUCGUACAGCGACUACACAUAGUGGGAACGGUUGUGCUCGUAAUAGGCUUCCUUCAGCUGUUCGGUCUCAUAUCUUCCAUGCUGCUGUUCUGUACCGUCAAACACAAACGCUCGUCGAAAACCUACAAAUCCUACUCACCCACCGUGGACACGACGCUCAACCGUAACGGCACCAGCGCCACCUACAUGGACGACUGACUGUAUGGCUGAGGUGGGUCAGGGUUCGGUGGUUUAAACUUCUCGCACCGCCACCAGCACGGACCUCACCAGCAGGCAAAAACCCAGCAUCACAAUCCCAAUAGAACAGUUACAAAUACUCACCAGUCUCGAAGUGGGAAGGCGAGUCACGUAGCCCAUCUCGCCGAACAGUGGUUAAAGGUUGUAUGUACGUGCGGCGGAGCACGUGUGUGAUUUUCGCUAGCACACAGUAUCACCUGUGUGCCUAAUGAUUGUGCCAAAAAAACGAAGAAACGAAGAAGAAAACGAGAAACUCCCCAUUACACCAGCAAUCCACUCCAGAGUUGAAGAGGUAAGCCGACCAAAACAAGGGACACACCAAUUAUAGUUUUAUACGUACGACGCAUAACGGAUGCACGACGCGGUCAGUAAAGGGGUGCGCUAGUGUAGAACGUAGAAUACUGCACAGUUUUAUUUAUACACUCAGAGCUUAGAUUAAGGCAUCCUGGUCAACCGCAUCAUUCCGCGCAACUGCCUACCAAAACGACCAAAAAAGUCUACCCUCAAGUUGAGCUAGGAUAGAGAGAGAUAGAGGGAGAGAUAGAGGGAGAGAGGAUAGGAACUCCUCGUUGAACGACCCGCAGACAUUCCCGAACUCGAUUACUCAACAAUUCGCAUGAUAGAGCGUUAAGUAUUUACAGCAAUGAAUAAAUUACGCUACGCAGCGACAGUUCA